AUGAAGUUCACUACUACCACCAUCGCUGCGCUUGUCGCCGUCCUUCCCAUGGCUAACGCCUGGAUCUUCUCCACCUGCAGUGGCCAGUGGGACAGCCACGGCAACCAGGGCUGCACAAAGUCCUCCUGCAAGACUGGCGACACCAUUGACUGGGAGAACACCUGGGGCUCGGACUGCGUCCUCCGUCUGUACAGUGACAAGUCCUGCGAUAACCAGAUUGGAAUCGCCGAUGACGACUGGAAUGAUCACACUCUGGGCAAGAGUAUGGGCAGCUUCCGUGUUUCGGGCUGUUAA
This is a messenger RNA of Penicillium antarcticum, 294 nucleotides long. RefSeq lists its product as uncharacterized. Bases 1 to 294 code for a protein of 97 amino acids. NCBI's taxonomy places the organism in Eukaryota, Fungi, Ascomycota, Eurotiomycetes, Eurotiales, Aspergillaceae. The record is from RefSeq and is a predicted model, not a curated record. The transcript has a single exon.